CAGCCAGGCAAGCGUUGAGAAAUAAUUACCUGCCUUGAUUGUUCUAUGGCUAGAUAAAAAAGUACACAUACACUCCAUAUAAUAAUCGGAUGCAUGUAAAAGAGUCGGGGAAGCUUCGACAUGUCGACCACGGGUCCCAUAAGUAAUUAUUAUGUGGACUCCUUGAUCAACCAUGAAAACGAGGAUGUCCUUGCUGCAGCUCGGUUUUCGGCUCCCGGUUCUCACCCAGCCGGCUCUCGCACGACGUCCCUAGUACCGGAGUGUGCCGACUAUCCUUCCUGCAGCUUCGCACCCAAGCCUCCCGUCUUCUCCACCUCAUGGACCCCUGUACACUCCCAGUCCUCAGUGGUUUACCAUCCAUACAGUCACCAGCCUCACUUAAGCACAGACUCGAGGUAUAUGCGGUCAUGGCUGGAGCCGAUAUCAGGCGCCGUGCCUUUCCAUGCCUAUCCGGGGAACAGCAGGCACUUUGGGCUGAAGCCCGACGCCUUUCAGGAGCACAGAGCCGCGGAGUGUCUUGGCUCCAGCGGGCGUACCUACACGGAUUAUCUGUACUGCUCAUCCACUGACAUGCGAGACAAGGCGCUGCAGAGUAUCCCUUCUCCCGAGUCGGAGCUCCUGGCUUCAGGGAAACAUAAAGAAGAGAAGCCGGAGCUAGAUCCGAAUAACCCUGUGGCAAAUUGGAUACACGCACGCUCCACGAGGAAGAAGCGAUGCCCCUACACAAAGUACCAGACUCUCGAACUGGAAAAGGAGUUUUUGUUCAAUAUGUACCUUACUAGAGACCGCCGUUUUGAGGUCGCUAGGGUCCUGAAUCUGACCGAAAGGCAGGUCAAAAUCUGGUUUCAGAACCGGCGAAUGAAGAUGAAGAAAAUGAACAAAGAAAGGAACGACAGAAAAGAACAAUAAUGUGGACUGCAAUCACAAAACAACAAUAAUAACCACUAGUCACAUGGACAGCACAGAUUUACCAAAUCAACCU
Messenger RNA from Notothenia coriiceps (black rockcod), 982 nucleotides. RefSeq names its product homeobox C9a (gene hoxc9a). Lineage: Eukaryota; Metazoa; Chordata; Actinopteri; Perciformes; Nototheniidae. Gene Ontology annotation, cellular component: nucleus. Gene Ontology annotation, biological process: regulation of transcription by RNA polymerase II; DNA-templated transcription; proximal/distal pattern formation. The coding region runs from base 121 to 909 and encodes 262 amino acids. The transcript has 2 exons. The record is from RefSeq and is a predicted model, not a curated record. Gene Ontology annotation, molecular function: RNA polymerase II cis-regulatory region sequence-specific DNA binding; DNA-binding transcription factor activity, RNA polymerase II-specific.